AUGAUUACUGCUGCUUUGACCAUUAUUGCGUUAAAUUCAGACUCAGAUUUAUACGGUAAUGUGAAUAAAACCCAGAACACUAUGGGAUUUAUAUGGGAUAUUAUGGGAUCUGCUCUCCAUGGACUCAUAUUCGCGCUUUCUGAGUUAUUGUUUGUGAAGCUAUUGGGAAGAAUCUCGUUCCAUGUGGUGCUGGAGCAGCAGGUCAUGGUUUCUUUAUUUGCAUUUAUAUUUACAACAAUGGGUGUUGUUGUGGAUAGGAGUUUCCAAGGAAUGGAAGAAGAGGCCAGAAAUUUCAAGGGUGGAAAAAGUUCAUACUGCAUGGUUCUUGUUUGGGGUGCGAUAACAUUUCAAUUAGGAGUGUUGGGUGCCACAGCAGUGCUGUUUUUAGCAUCAACUAUGCUUGCAGGGGUUCUAAAUGCUGUCAGAGUGCCACUCACAAGCAUUGCAGCAGUCAUACUGCUAAAUGACCCCAUGAGUGGUUUUUAUGGGAGUAGACCUUCUAAGCAAGAUAAUUCUGCAGCUUCAACUGAUGAUGCUGCAGCUGGCCUAUGA
Chenopodium quinoa (quinoa) is the source of this 552-nucleotide messenger RNA. Its product is annotated as probable purine permease 5. The record is from RefSeq and is a predicted model, not a curated record. NCBI's taxonomy places the organism in Eukaryota, Viridiplantae, Streptophyta, Magnoliopsida, Caryophyllales, Amaranthaceae. The coding region runs from base 1 to 552 and encodes 183 amino acids. Gene Ontology annotation, cellular component: membrane. The transcript has a single exon. Gene Ontology annotation, molecular function: purine nucleoside transmembrane transporter activity.